CCAAGUGGGGGUAUUUCCAGCUUCGUGGCUUUCACUUCCACUUCUACCAAGUGGGUGGAGUGGCCUCCUGUGGACCAAUCAGAUUCUUUCUGAGACCCAUCUUCAAAAGUGAACCUCGGGUCCAGGAUCCCAGAUACACAGGGAGCAGCCACAGCAGCAGAAGGUGUGGGCAAGACCAGAGGCCAGACAGACCAUGGAGGACCAGCGCGACCUCAUCUCCAACCACGAGCAGCUGCCCAUGCUGGGCCAGCGCCCCGGAGUCCAGGAGAGCAAGUGUAGCCGUGGAGCCCUCUACACAAGCUUUUCUGUGCUGGUGGCUCUGCUCUUGGCUGGCCAGGCCACCACGGCCUACUUCCUGUACCACCAGCAGGGCCAGCUGGACAAGCUGACAGUCACGUCACAGAACCUGCAGCUGGAGAACCUGCGCAUGAAGCUUCCCAAGUCUGCCAAGCCUGUGAGCAAGAUGCGGAUGGCUACCCCCAUGCUGAUGCGGGCACUGCCCAUGGAAGGCCUGCUCCAGGAGCCCAUGAAGAAUGCCACCAAAUAUGGGAACACCACACAGGACCAUGUGAUGCACCUGCUGCUGAGGUCUGACCCCCUGAAGGUAUACCCGCAGCUGAAGGGGAACUUCCCAGAGAACCUGAAACACCUUAAGAACACCAUGGAGGGCCUGGAUUGGAAGAUCUUUGAGAGCUGGAUGCAGCAGUGGCUGUUGUUUGAAAUGAGCAAGAACUCGCUGGAGGAGACACCCACUGAGGCUCCUACCAAAGCACUGACCAAGUGCCAGGAAGAGGUCAGCCACGUCCCGGCCGUCCACCCGGGCUUGUUCCGUCCCCGGUGCGAUGAGAACGGCAACUAUAUGCCGCUCCAGUGCUAUGGCAGCAUCGGCUACUGCUGGUGCGUCUUCCCCAACGGCACCGAGGUCCCCCACACCAGGAGCCGCGGGCGCCGUAACUGCAGUGACCCGCUGGAGAUGGAGGAACCGUGGUCUGGGCAGGGAGUGACCAAGCAGGAGCUGGGACUAGGCCCCAUGUGAGAACCGCAGCCAGAGAUUAGCUUCCAGCCAGCCGGGCAUGACCACAGCUUCUUCGCUCCCUUAACCUGACACCACAGCAGACCCCCACUCUGCAUACACACAUGUCAUGGACAUGCACAAAUGCUAAACAUGUGCACACUUGUGUGCUUACAUACACACACAUACACAUACACACACACACACACACACACACACAGAGCUUUGAGCUCCAGGUCCUCAGCUUUUCACCCAGUUUAACUGGAGUAAGAGCCACCUUCUUCCUCCCUCAGGAACCACCAGCCUCCCUCCAUCUCCUUCUUCUGUCAAACCCCAGUUCCCCCCACCCCUUCACCAAGCUUGUCGCCAGCGCUGAGGGCCUCAGCUUGUGUGAGAAUAAAAGGUAGUAAGUAG
Molecule: messenger RNA, 1426 nt
Organism: Talpa occidentalis (Iberian mole)
Lineage: Eukaryota; Metazoa; Chordata; Mammalia; Eulipotyphla; Talpidae
Gene: CD74
Product: CD74 molecule
Exons: 9
Coding region: 194-1036 (280 amino acids)
Biological process (GO): positive regulation of peptidyl-tyrosine phosphorylation; antigen processing and presentation; positive regulation of kinase activity
Cellular component (GO): membrane; cytoplasm; cell surface
Molecular function (GO): macrophage migration inhibitory factor binding; cytokine receptor activity; MHC class II protein binding
Source: RefSeq, a predicted model, not a curated record